AUGGGGCUUGUGGCAAUGCUGCUAGAAAAUUUGCACUUCUCGCUCUUCACUCCACCUCCGCGAAGAUUUUGUCGUCGUGGGAGAGCUCGCGAGCGCUGCUGCCAUGGCUUCGUCAUCGCCGGGAAUUGCUGCUCCAUUCGCCACGCCGCCAAAGCUCAGAUCUCGAGAGAGCCAGCUGAUCGGAGCGGCGGAUUCGAGGGAAGGAAUCCCUUGAUCGGUGCAUUCCACGAGAAAGGGGACGUCGUGGCUGGGAAAUACAGGAUUGUUGGUGUUCUUGGCAGCGGUGGCGUGGGUGUUACGUAUGAGGCCGAGACCGAACAAGGCGAUGCUGUGGCUAUCAAAGCCAUGUCUCUGAGAAACAUGAAAGGCUGGAAGGAUCUCGAUCUUUUCGAAAGGGAAGCUAGAGUGUUAAAAUCACUCCAGCAUUCUGGGAUCCCCGAAUACAUCGACUUCUUUGAGAUAGAAAACGAGAAAGAUAAAGGCUUUUACAUCGUCCAGAAGGUCGCAAAAGGAAAAUCGUUGGCCAAGCUAGUUGAGGAGGGAUGGCGAGUCUCUGAGCAGGAGGUGAAAGACAUCGCCAUCGAGAUUCUUGAUGUCUUGAAAUAUCUGGGAAGCUUGAGGCCUCCUGUCAUUCAUCGAGAUAUCAAGCCUGAUAACAUCAUAUUGGACGAAGCGACUGGCAAAGUGAAGGUGGUUGAUUUUGGCGCCGUGCAAGAUACAACAUCGUCGGCAACUUUUAUCGGCAGCACUGUUGUUGGCACGUACGGCUACAUGGCUCCAGAGCAAUUUCAAAACCGUGCCACGCUGCAGACUGAUCUGUAUGGACUUGGUGGAACGCUUUUGUUCAUGCUUUCGGGACGCUCUCCUGCAACGUUUCCUCAGAAAAGACUGAGAGUUGAUUUCCAAAACUUUGUUUCUGCGAGCCCAAGCAUGACGCGUGUGGUUGAAAAGCUUCUAGAACCAGCUCCUGAAGACAGAUAUCAGUCAGCUGACGAGGUGAUUCGGGCACUUCAAGAUGGCGAAUCUCCCGUUGUGGCAGGGGAGAGUUUUUUCGAUUAUGCUGCAAAAAGUCGAAAGCCAUAUGGAACAAAAGUUGUGUUGACAAGGUUCCCAGACUCCUUGACAAUCAGCAUUCCUCGAGCAGGUGUUGGUGCGGCUGCUGCUACUGGAACGUUUGCUUUGGCGUGGAAUUCAUUCCUCUUGCUUUGGACGUUCGGAGCACCAUUGCCAUUCGUUUUCUUUUCUAUCCCUUUCUGGUUUGUUGGAUAUGGUCUUUCCAAAGACGCGCUCUCUGCACUCACUGUUACAACUUUCAUAGAGCUUACGAAACGUUAUUUCUCAAUCGAAUGGAAGGUGGGAAACUUCUGAACACAUCGGGUUCAAGGCUUGACACAAGACAUCACUUCGGUGGAGCUUUGUGCGGAAUGGGUACGAAACAGGCGGCGGAUCAAAUCGUGCUGCAUCAGGGAAGGUGUCAAAGUCCACGAUUUCGGAGGGGGGCUGGAGCUGGUGGAGAAGAAUUGGCUGGUAAACGAGAUAUCGUCGUUCCUGGGGAUUCCCCCGCCGCCUCCAGUCUUGGAAGAGACUUUCGUGGAUAACAGAGCGUGGGAUAGAGAACGCGACUUUUGGGGGAGAGAUCGAGAUUUCCAUGACGACUUUUGGUAGCACUUAGAACGAGACCGGCCUCAGGUACAGUGGGAAAAAUAAAAUACACUCGUAGCUUUCGUGUCUAUAAGGUGAAACCGGCUUCUUCUACGAUUAUCUAGUUCCUGGCAGGCGAAAACUUCGGUAUAGCAGUGUGAGAUGAUGAAGGGACUCGUCUGUGCAAUCGUACUGCUGCUGGCGCUUUCGCCAUGUAUUCUUGCAGCUGUCUGCCCUCAGUACUGCAUCGCAAGCGCCGAUUACGUGAUCUGCGAGUCUCCGUCGCCUGCGAAGUAUCCGCCAGCGUGUGGGAACUGCUGCUUUGCAAAGGGAGAGAUUGGAAGCCUUGCAAAGAACUGCAGCAUACACCUCAAGGAUGGGACUCUUCUUGCUUGCAAUUUCUAGCUGCAAGAUUUGAUAGUGUCGUGUCUUAAGGUACUUUCGUAUUUGGAAGAACUAAUAUGUGUCUCUGUUAUAUCAAGUUUCUUGCUACGACUUCUCGGUCACUGCGAGAAUUUUCGCGCAGCAAUCGUGUCUAACUUGAACUCUUUUCCAUUCGUUUGACCGGUGCGAAGUUCCAGCAACUAUAAAAGUCGGCAUCAGUCGGGUAAGUGGGAACUUAUCCAUUUGCAUUCCAGGAAGAUGAAGCUCGCUCUCUCCUGUGCUGUUGUGCUGCUGCUGGUCUUUUACCAAUGCGAACUCGUCCCUGCAUGUCCACAGUACUGCCUCUCGGAUGCCGAUUAUGUGAUCUGCAACUCGCCCGUGCCUGCAAAGUAUCCGGCUUCGUGUGGAAACUGCUGCUUUGCAAGGAGCGCAGUCGGAAGCUCGAAGGAUUGUAGCAUUCACCUCACCGAUGGGAGUCUUCAGGCCUGUGGCUUCUAGUUUCGUGACAAGAGAGUAACUUUCCUUCUUAAUAGUACAUAGUUACAGGCAUUUGAUCUUU
Messenger RNA from Selaginella moellendorffii, 2584 nucleotides. Its product is annotated as serine/threonine-protein kinase D. Gene Ontology annotation, biological process: protein phosphorylation. The record is from RefSeq and is a predicted model, not a curated record. Gene Ontology annotation, molecular function: ATP binding; protein serine/threonine kinase activity. Bases 1 to 1368 code for a protein of 455 amino acids. NCBI's taxonomy places the organism in Eukaryota, Viridiplantae, Streptophyta, Lycopodiopsida, Selaginellales, Selaginellaceae. The transcript is spliced from 17 exons.